Molecule: messenger RNA, 6521 nt
Organism: Oncorhynchus mykiss (rainbow trout)
Lineage: Eukaryota; Metazoa; Chordata; Actinopteri; Salmoniformes; Salmonidae
Source: RefSeq, a predicted model, not a curated record
GUCACUAGGCAGAGUGGCAGCUGACACAGGGAGAAAGAAACAGAUUGAGAACGGGAAGAGGAAUGAAAAUACAUCAAACAUAAAUAAAGCGAAAUCAAAGCAAUAGGAUAGAUUGAGAGAAAGGAGAAAGAAGAAGAGAGAGACCUUUUACAAAGGGAGAGGGACAGGGAGAGAGAAAGAAGAGAAAAAUAAAGUAGGGGGAGUGUGCAGUUGACUUGAGAGAGAGGGAAAGGGAGAAAGGGCGAGAGAGAGAGAGAGAGAGAGAGAAAGAGAGAGAGAGAGAGAGACCAGCCGCCGGCCCAUUUAGGAAAGAUGGCUACAGUCACUGCAAACGGAGUGCAGCAAGAGAAUGGAUUCAGCACCACGAACAGCGCCGCCAGGAUGAACGGGCUCACAAUCGGUCAGAACACCAUUCCAAUGAAGGACCACGACGCCAUCAAGCUGUUUAUCGGACAGAUUCCCAGAAACCUGGAGGAGAAAGAUCUGAAGCCCCUUUUUGAGGAAUUCGGAAAGAUAUACGAACUCACUGUGCUGAAAGACAGGUUUACGGGAAUGCAUAAAGGAUGUGCCUUUCUAACGUACUGCGCCAGAGAGUCAGCACUGAAGGCCCAGAGCGCCCUCCAUGAACAGAAGACUCUGCCAGGGAUGAACCGGCCCAUCCAGGUGAAGCCAGCCGACAGCGAAGGACGAGGAGAAGACAGGAAGCUGUUUGUGGGGAUGCUUGGGAAGCAGCAGAGCGAGGAGGACGUCCGGCGGCUCUUUGAGACCUUCGGCCAGAUCGAGGAGUGCACCGUCCUGAGAGGGCCUGAUGGGGCCAGUAAGGGCUGUGCCUUUGUCAAGUUCUCCAGCCACGCAGAAGCACAGGCGGCCAUCAACAGCCUGCACGGCGGACAGACCAUGCCAUGUGCGUAUCCCCAGGGGGCGUCCUCCAGCCUGGUGGUGAAGUUUGCUGACACGGACAAGGAGCGGACCCUGCGUAGGAUGCAUCAGAUGGCGGGCCAGCUCGGCAUCUUCAGCCCCAUGACCAUCCAGUUUGGGGCCUAUGGUGCCUACUCUCACGCUGUAAGUCUCGGCUCCACGGGGGAGGAGACGCAGAUGAUGCAACAGCAAGCAGCGCUAAUGGCGGCGACCCAGAACUCGUAUCUGAACCCCAUGGCAGCCAUCGCUGCGGCACAAAUGCAGCAAAUGGCAGCUUUCAACGUCAACGGUCUGGUGGCUGCCCCAAUGACACCCUCCUCAGGCACCAGCACGCCGCCGGGUAUCAAUGCCACUGCCGUGCCCAGCCUAGCAGCACCCAUGGGGGUCAAUGGGUUCGCAUCCCUCCCGCCCCAGACCAACGGUCAGCCUACCAAUGAGCCAAUCUACACCAAUGGGAUCCACCCCUACCCAGGUGAGACAGCCAAUGGGAUUCACCUCUACUCAGCACAGAGUCCUACAGUGACUGACCCUCUCCAGCAGGCUUACGCCGGUGUGCAGCACUACGCAGCAGCCUACCCUGCCGCCUAUGCACCAAUCAGUCAAGCGUUCCCCCAGCAACCCACCAUCAUCCCCCAGCAACAGAGAGAAGUUUGUUGUUGUUAUUUCCCACCAGGGCCGGAAGGCUGCAACCUGUUUAUUUACCAUCUGCCCCAGGAGUUUGGAGACGCAGAAUUAAUGCAAAUGUUCCUGCCUUUCGGCAACGUCAUCUCCGCCAAAGUCUUCGUGGACCGGGCGACCAAUCAAAGCAAGUGUUUUGGCUUUGUGAGCUUCGAUAACCCAUCCAGUGCCCAGGCGGCUAUCCAGGCCAUGAAUGGUUUUCAGAUAGGCAUGAAGCGGCUGAAGGUCCAGCUGAAGAGGCCAAAGGAUGCCAACCGACCUUACUGACCCCUUUGCCGUCCACAUCCAGGAUGAAGGGCCACAACACCUUAUUUCCACAAGUGCAGUAUAAAGUACAAAGACUUCUUGCUCUGCUACAUAUCAUGAAAGAAGGGUGGUCCCUUGAUUCUGCUGGAAGAAUAGCUGGAGAAGAUUGGGUGACUGAGGAGAAGGAACCCGGAGAUUCUUUUUUUUUUUUUUUUAGCAAAUGCCUCUUUUCCCUGUUUUGCUUUGGCGUCUGUGGAAGAGGAUUUUUUGCAGAGACCAACUUUUUGCUGCUGUUUUUUAAACAAGAUGGAAAACCUUUAUAGACACAUUAUGCUCAAAGCAUGCAAACUGACACCGAUAUAUAUAGACAUGAACACACUCUUAUCAAACACACAUGCAUACAUACAGGCCAACACACACACACACACACACACACACACACACACACACACACACACACACACACACACACACACACACACAUGCACACACAUGCACACACACACACACACACAUAUUCUCUCAGACAUCCUACAGUGUACAUACCUGUAUGUGCAUUUGCCAACUUAAACAUACACGCGGACAGACAGACACACACAUAAACACACACACAUAUACACACACCAGCCUGCUGCCAUUUUGGUUUUCGUGCCUACACAGGUGAUGUGCUCUGUGACAGGGUGAGCUCUGAGGAAAGAAGAAGAGAAAUGGAGAAUCCAGGAGAAUUUACAUGCAUCAUUCCUUAGGAAAUAGGGACCAAAGGACUUAACGCUUUUUAAAAUAAUAUAAAUAUAUAUACAUAUAUAUAUAUAUAUAUAUAUAUUUAAAAAAAACUCUUACCUUGUAGCUGCAAGUAUUACAAUUUAAUAGUAGUCAAAAUAAAUCAUUAAAUCAAUAUCCAGUGGCCUAAGUAAGAAUAAAAAGAUAAAGGAAAUAAUGUAUACAUUGAAAAAAAGACAAGGAAACGUAGUAAAGGGACUGAUUAUUAUGUUCUGGUUGCUGUUUUGCCACCAGUUAGUAGAUUAGAAAAUGUAGAAUACUAGAAAAGUAGAUUUGCUCUUUUUUGCUGUUGUUUUUUUAAAGAAAAAAAUACUUGAACUUGUAAAGUAAGGGGGAGGGAUGAAAAAGAAAAAAUGAUUCAUUUUGUCUGUCCCGUCCCAGUGGGCUUUGGGGCAUUGGGGUCUCUCUCUUGGAUGUUACGGUCGGGCCGCUGGACAUGUUCCUCAUCAUGGUGUACAACUCAAACUCACUCACAGCACUAUCUGACAGCUAUAAAGGAACUGUUUUUGAGAAGAGGGGGAAGAAGAAGAGAAAAGACAGAUGGACCUUCCGAGUGUCUGUGCUGGACAGGGUGCAGAUAUGAGAGGCUUAUUUCCCACAAGCUUUUGUGUUCAAGCGACAAUCCACUGUAAAAAACCAAGCAAAUCGGACAUGGUGUGUUCUUUUCUUUUGACCUCUAUUAUUACGACAGGGAGUGUGCUAUUAUAAAAGUUAUUAAAGAAAUGCAUAAAGAGAAGCUUCUGAAAAUGAGAUGGACUAAUGGACAAAAAUUAAGGCAAGCAGAGAAGAAAAUUAUUGAGUUGAUAGCUACUGAAACUGCCAAAAGAGUGGACUCAACAGUAUAACAAUGAAUUGGCUAUCGUGGCGUUUGAGUGAACGAAAAAAAUAGACCCAUUAAAAAUAACCAUGUUAUAGGCAAGAGGGAGAAAGAGAGAGAGGGACAGGGAUAUUUAUGUCCGCUGAAGCCGUUCUGAAGCUCUGGUGAGAUUGAGAAACAUCGCCUCAUCUCCCCGGCUGCAGAACAGAAACAAGCAGAACUUGCUCUGAAAGACACACUAGAUUUAUCGAUGGCAAAACAGUGGAAGCUUUUAGAGCUCAUUUAACUUUGUCGUAUAUAAUGUACAUGCCACUGUUAACAUGUCCCCUCCCUGACCUGCUUUUUUUCAAAUAUUAUAUAAUGAGCCUGUGGAAAAACCUACCUAUCCGACUCAACCUAACCUAACACAGUCUGAAUUACAGCCAUACCACAGUCAUCAUUCAGCUCCUCCCUGCCAAUCCAUGCCUAGCAGAACACAGCUCUGAACUCUUAACUUGUCAGGCUUUGACUUAGUGUCCACGAGACCCUUUAUUUGGACUAUUUUACAGUGGUGGAUGCAGCUGGCCCCUCUAUGAAAACCAGAUCAAUAUGUUUGCUAUGAGUCUCGAGGAAGGAUAAGAUGGCAAGUCAUUCACUGUCCACACUUCCUCAAGUUCUCUCAGUAGAACACCAGCUCUCCCCCUCCCUCACAACGCCCUGAGAGCUGACUGAAGGCAUAUGGAGGGGGAGGUAGAGCUGGACAGGGAAGAGAAGGGGAGAGGAAAGUGGGAGAAGUCAACAGCCAAACCCUGAUCUCUGAGCUCUACUCCACGCCAGCAUGUCCAACCUCGUCUUACUUUAUCCUUUAAAGUGAUGCUUCUUGGAGUUUUCCCCCGGGGACCGAAGCCACAGCAAGCGCAGCCUCCAGGUAUCUGUGCUGGCUUGCUCUUGGGGAAUGGGAUUGAAGGGUUGAUAAGGAAUCACUUGGCAUGUAUUAGGUACCUGCUGCCUUCUGUCCAGCCUGUGUCUGUUUACCUCUGGGACUUGCUCUCCAAAGCAGAGCGGACGCAUUCCAAGUCACUGACUGAAAGCCCUGCCUGCCUGCCUGCCUGCCUGCAUCACACAAGAGACAUCAAGACACAUGACAUUCAUUCUCUUUCUCCCAGCUGCUUAAAUACAACACAAUGCCACUCUUUUCUGUGAGCGAAAAGCUCUUGGAUUUGUCUUGAUUUGUAUCCUUGUUUUUAUCAUACCACAUUACUGUAAUGAAUGUUAGCUUCUGACUUUGUGUUUGUGUUCCUCUGCUAUGAAUAGACACUGUUCUGUUCCAUCAUGCCUUCCAGAACCCCAACCUAGCUGUUCAGCUGUUCCCCUGGAACAAUGUUUCAAACCAACUUGCAGUUCAGUGUUUGGCUUCAGUCGCCUUCGAUUAUCUCUUCCUCCGUAUUAGACGUGCUACUUCACCUUUCCCUCUAAUCACGUUGUAAUAGUGAGGCUCUAUACAUUAACACCAACCAAGUGAAAAGUCAUCUGCAUAAUCACCUGGACCAAAUGACAGUGGGGAUGGUCCCUUGAAUGCUCUGUGAUGACAGAAGGUAGAUUAGAGAGAAUUAUGUUUGUAGCGGCUCCCUGGCAAGGAUGCCGACAGCUGACCUGGCACCGAUAUCACCGCAGCCGUAUUUAUGAUGGAGAUGAGAUCCAGGAAGCAGGAUGAAACCCUCCAUGUCAAAGCUACUCUGGGUAUUAAUGUUGGAUAUUUGAUUGGCGUGGGUAUAGAUUAUAUUGAAGAUAAGGCAAAAGAGACCCGGUUUGAAAUAUUGCUCCAGGCACAAAAGGUACUGAACAAUAGCAGGUUGAAAUGGUUAGCAGACAACCAACUCUUCCGUUUAAAAACCCUCAGUUCCUCCGUUGCAGCUGCCUGCCGGGUGGCCUGUGCUAUUGUACUUCAGCUUUCAGCACUUAAUUGUGUCUCAACAAUCUCCUCAGAGGCCGCCAUUUUCCACAAAACAACCAGCUCUAAAAAUGUUGUCUUUUUCACGGCAGUAUUGCAGUCGGGACACCUGCAAAGCACAGAAUAUUGUUCAGAACUGUAGGAGCACAGUAGUUAUUUUGAAUCAAAACGAUGCCCAUUGAAAAAACAGUGCCAGCUUUGGUCAUGGGUUGUCGCAACUUGCCUUCAAAAACAGUAAAAACACUCAACCUUUAGUUGUUAUGAAGUCAGCCAAACAUGUAGGAACUAGGAAGCCACAUGAAUUAAUGUGAAGUAGGUCAAUAUGAAUGCAUGUUCUUCACAGCAGCCCUUUUGUGCUCAUUAUUUAUGUAAUGCUGAAUUAAUCAAUAGGAAACCUAAUGUUCCGUGAGCGAUGAAAUCUCCUAUGCUUGUCUCUCUGCCGCUUCAAAAGCACCUCCUGCAAGACUAGUCCCAUUAGCCUCACCAUGAGCCCUCUGAUGGCUCCUACACCAGAUAAAUGCUGCAUACCCCUACAGUCAACUUAGAGCAAGGUUAGGUUCAGCCUAGGUCCAAUCCCCUGCCCAGUCUUAUAUUCCCUGCUUGGCUAACGUGCUACGCUCGUAUAGCCUUUCUGUUGCACCAGGGAGCUGCAGAAACAUGCUUGGGAAGGCUAGAUUAGACAAUGUUAAAUCAGGGAGCUGUUUGAACGAGGGUACUCUUAUUGCUCUUCUACACAGGGGAGGAAGGUUAUUAGUGUGACAUGCAGUGAAAACAGAAAUAGCUGUAGUGAAGCCAGGCUCUGGAACAUCAGAAAUGAGAAGUGGGUUUUAUAUCCUUCUUUUACUGACUCCAGAAGGCUGCCAACUCAGCCCAUCUCAGCUCAGAUCUGGCCCUGUCUGGCCUUAAGUCAGGCUGUCUGGAGAAUGUUAACUUAGGGGUGACUCGCCUUACGCAGGACUGAAAUCCACCCACUCAUGUUCAGAUGAGAAUAUUUAGAUUGACAUUAUAGGUUAUUGAUGUUGUUAGUUCAACUCACUUUAUGUCUGUUUGGAAACAUAGUACCAGUCAAAAGUUUGGACACGCCUGCUCAUUCAAGGGUUUUUCUUUAUUUUUACUAUAUUCUACAUUGUAGAAUAAUAGUGAAGGCAUCAA